AUGGCCACAGAGAGCAGCCACGUUUCUGGCCAAGCCAAUGAGCCCAUAUCCCAACCGGCCCAUGCCUUGGCCUAUGAUCGGGUUGCUGAGGAACUUCAGACAGACACAACUGUAGGGUUGAGUCUAGAUGAAGCAUCCUCUCGGUUAGCCAAGUACGGGGCAAAUGACCUUGGCAAGGAGAAGGGUGUUCAACCCAUCGAGAUCCUUAUCGCCCAAGUCGUCAAUGCCAUGACUGUGGUUCUCGUCCUCGCCCUUGCUGCUUGUUUUGCCAUCCAAGCUUGGAUCGAGGGCGGCGUGUUGGCUGCACUCAUCCUGAUCAAUGUCGUUAUUGGAUUUUUGCAGGAUCUCCAAGCCGCCAAGACAAUCGCAUCACUCAAGUCCCUAAACUCUCCGACGGCUCGUGUCAUUCGAGCCGGCGAAAGCUCGUCAAUUGAGGCCCCCAAACUCGUGCCCGGCGACAUCAUUGAGCUUAAAGUUGGCGACAACGUUCCGGCGGAUGCUCGCCUCUUUCAUGCCGUCAACUUGGAGGCCGACGAGGCCCUUCUCACCGGCGAGAGCGUGCCGACGAGGAAGGACCCCCGGGAGGUUUACGACGAGGACACCGGCCCGGGUGACCGACUGAAUGUUGUCUUCUCCUCCAGUGUCAUCACGAAGGGCCGUGGACGAGCCAUUGUCUUUGCCACGGGCAUGUCGACUGAGAUUGGUGCUAUCGCAGCUGCUCUGAGGGACGAAGGUGGCGAGAAGCGAAAGCUCAAAAGGGACGAAAAUGGCGAGGCGUCUAUCGGCUCGUACUUUGUCUUCGGCUGCGGUAAAACAUGGGAUUGGCUUGGCAACUUUCUGGGUGUGACGGUUGGCACACCGUUGCAGCGGAAACUGGCCCGGCUCUUCCUGUACAUCUUCUUUUUCGCCAUCGUCUGCGCCAUCGUCGUUCUCGCUGCAAACGACUUCCGUGCACGAAAUGAUGUUAUCAUUUAUGCAGUUGCCACCGCCAUUGGCACGCUACCCGUAACGCUGAUCUUGGUCCUCACCAUCACCAUGGCUGCCGGUACCAAGGUGAUGGUACAGAGAAACGUGGUGGUGCGCAAUAUGCGCUCCUUGGAGGCCCUCGGGGGUGUAACUAACAUCUGUUCCGACAAGACCGGCACAUUGACCCAAGGGAAGAUGGUGACGAAAAUGGCCUGGAUUCCCGACCACGGUACUUAUUCGGUCGAUACCAGCAACGACCCGUACAACCCCGAGGCUGGAGAAGUGACCUUCACGCGGUCCCAGCCCAGAGAAAUGCGGAAGUCGGAAAACGACAGCUCUGCGGUUGUCGUUCCUGCAAACGAGGCCCACCAGUCUCUGCAGCAAUACCUCGACGUGGCCUCUUUCGCCAACCUGGCAACAGUGAAGAAGAUCUCGGAAGAAGAGAACUCGUCGGGAUCUGGUCAGUGGCAGGCUCAUGGCGAUCCCACCGAGGUUGCGAUCCAGGUUUUCGCUACCCGGUUCGCACGGACUGGCCUGACGCCGGAAUGGAACCAGCUCGCCGAGUUCCCAUUCGACUCUUCGGUCAAGAAGAUGUCCGUCCUAUGCCAGAACCAGACCACGCAGGAGGUUCAUAUCUUCACAAAAGGCGCCGUCGAGCGUGUCAUCGACAGCUGUUCGGCAAUCUCGUCGUCCGACGGCGACGUUUCCAAGAUGACGAAGGAGUUCAAGGCCAAUAUCUUGGCCAACAUGGAAGCCCUGGCGCGCCACGGCCUUCGCGUGCUCGCGCUGGCCAACAAGUCGGGCGUCCGAUCCGUGUCCGAAGACGAAGCACGACAGGGCCGUCUGCAGCGUGACGAGUUUGAGUGCGACCUUAUCUUCCGCGGGUUGAUCGGCAUCUACGACCCCCCAAGGCCAGAAUCGAGGCCGAGCGUGUUCAAGUGCCACCAAGCUGGUAUCGGUGUCCACAUGCUCACCGGGGAUCACCCCGAAACGGCGCGCACGAUCGCCAUCGAAGUCGGGAUUCUGCCUUCACGGAUGGAUCUUCUGCGGGCCGACGUCGCCGAGGGCCUCGUCAUGACGGCCCACGACUUCGACCGGCUUACCGACGAGGAGCUCGACCAGCUCCCCGAACUGCCACUGGUCGUCGCGCGGUGCGCCCCUUCGACCAAGGUGCGCAUGAUCGAUGCCCUGCACCGCCGGAAGCGAUACGUCGCCAUGACCGGCGACGGCGUCAACGACAGUCCGAGUCUGAAGCGGGCAGAUGUCGGCAUUGCCAUGGGCCUCGCAGGGAGCGACGUGGCGAAAUCCUCCUCGGACAUCGUCCUCAGCGACGACAACUUCGCGAGCAUCCUCAACGCCGUCGAGGAAGGCCGUCGCAUUUUCGACAACGUCCAAAAGUUCAUGCUCCACGUCCUGGCUGCCAACGUCGCUUUCGUCACGACCCUCCUUAUCGGACUCGCCUACAAGGAUGCGGAGGGCACGUCCAUCUUCCAGCUCACCCCCGUUGAGAUUCUCUUUAUGUUGCUUGUGGCGGGAGCUUUCACCGAGACGGGUCUGGGUUUCGAGUCGGCUUCACCGGAUAUCCUAAACCGACCUCCCCAGAGUCUCAAAUACGGCGUCUUCACACCCGAGUUCAUGGCCGACCUCGUGGCGUACGGCAUCCUGAUGGCGGCGUGUCUGCUCAGCUCCUUCUCCAUCGUGCUCUUUGGCUUCUACGACGGCAACCUCGGGGCCGACUGCAAUCUGGCCUACUCGGCGUCGUGCGACGGCGUCUUCCGCGCGCGCUCGACGUGCUACACCGUCAUGAUGUGGAUCUUCCUCUUCUUCGCGUGGGAGCUGGUCGACAGCCGGAGGUCCUUCUUCGACGGCGCCGUGGGCAAUACGAGGGCGUGGGCGGGCAGGCUGUGGCGGAAUACGUUCCUGUUCUGGUCCGUGGUCAUUGGGUUCUUCGUCAUCUUCUUGACGCUGUAUAUCCCCGGACUGAACAGGGUUGUGUUCCUGCAUACGGGGAUUGAUAAGGAGUGGGGCAUUGUGUUUGCCAUGACUAUUCUCUUCUUUGUUGGGGCUGAGACGUGGAAGUGGACGAAGAGAAUCUUCCUGAGGAGGAGGAACUUGAUGCAUAGGAAGGAUGCCGGGUCGGGGGAGGAGGAUUUGGAGAAGAGGACUUUUGAGAGGUUCUAUGACUCUGGCGAGGAGUCUCCGAGAGAGAAGUGAGGCGUGAGGCGUGAGGCUCGAGAGACGACAUUUUUGGCACGAUGACACGAUAAACCAGAGCAGAACCACGAAGUAUAUGUCUAGAUUUCCCAAUCAAAGGAUUCGAGCGUUGGCGACGGCGCGGGGAGGCGUGGGGAGGGUCGCAUUUGGGAGCGAUCUGACAACAAAGGUUUAGGAGCAUGUUGAGGUG
This is a messenger RNA of Phialemonium atrogriseum, 3370 nucleotides long. Its product is annotated as sodium p-type. The transcript is spliced from 5 exons. Lineage: Eukaryota; Fungi; Ascomycota; Sordariomycetes; Cephalothecales; Cephalothecaceae. The record is from RefSeq and is a predicted model, not a curated record. Gene Ontology annotation, cellular component: plasma membrane. The coding region runs from base 1 to 3180 and encodes 1059 amino acids. Gene Ontology annotation, biological process: monoatomic ion transmembrane transport; intracellular calcium ion homeostasis; potassium ion transport. Gene Ontology annotation, molecular function: P-type potassium transmembrane transporter activity; ATP hydrolysis activity; P-type sodium transporter activity.